UUGACAUCACGGUGGCUGGCACUUCGUGCGUCUGAAAGUACGGGUUUGAACUGACGUAUUAUUUUUUCCACCUGGGACCUGACAAAAGUUGACAACUUCCAAAAUGCAGUCGGAAUCGGGAAUCGUGCCCGACUUUGAGGUCGGCGAGGAAUUUCAUGAAGAGCCUAAAACGUAUUACGAGUUGAAGAGUCAGCCGCUACAAAACAGUAAUCCAUCUGAGCAGCAGCAUGGCUCGUCUAAGCCCCCGCUGGGAAUGUCGGCCAUGACCUCUCGUAUCCUGCUCCGGCAGCAGCUGAUGCGAGAGCAGCUCCAAGAGCAGGAGCGGCGUGAGCAGCAGAGACGGCAGAACGCAGUGUACGGCCAGCACUCCAUCACCCAGAGCCCGGCCAUCAACGUCAGCGUGCCCACGGGCCUGACCAGUGCCACACAGGUGCCCAUGGAAGUGCUGAAGGUUCAAACUCAUCUUGAAAACCCCACUAAGUAUCAUAUCCAGCAGGCUCAGCGGCAGCAGGUGAAGGAGUAUCUCUCCACCACUCUGGGAGGUAAGCUUGGAUCGCAGGCGUUGAGCUUGCCGUGCCCCAGCCAGGCCACUGAUCACGGGGGAAUGCCUCCGGGGCCGGGCAACAGCGCCCCCAACAGUCCCAUGGCCUUACUGACCCUAAACUCCAACUGCGAGAAAGAGAUGGACGAUGUCAUUGACGACAUAAUUGGUUUGGAAUCAAGUUACAAUGAGGAUCUCAUUAGAUUCCCCUUGGACCCCGGGCUUCAGAUGUCAAACACGAUCCCUGUCUCAGCUAACCUCAUGGACAUGUACAGUAACCCAGGCAUACCACCUCCUGGAAUCUCUAUCAGUAACUCCUGCCCUGCUAACCUGCCCAAUAUUAAAAGGGAAUUCUCUGUUACUCCAUCUCCAGCCAUGAUGCACAUGAUGGACAAACCCAGCUCCUGUGGCAAGUUUGAGAACUAUCAAAGGCCUGAAGGGUUUCCUGUGGAGGCAGAGGUGCGCGCUUUCGCAAAGGAAAGGCAAAAAAAGGACAACCAUAACUUAAUUGAGAGGAGACGAAGAUUCAACAUCAACGAUCGAAUUAAAGAACUGGGAACUCUGAUUCCAAAAUCAAAUGACCCGGAUAUGCGCUGGAACAAGGGCACUAUUCUGAAGGCCUCUGUGGACUACAUCAGGAAACUUCAGAGAGAGCAACAACGUGCCAAAGAGCUGGAGAACCGACAGAAGAAGCUGGAACAUGCCAACCGCCACCUGAUGCUUAGGAUACAGGAGCUGGAAAUGCAGGCCCGUGCACAUGGACUGGCCGUCGCCUCCUCUACACUCUGCCCAUCAGAGCUGGCAGCCCGGGCCAUCAAACAGGAGCCGGUUCUGGGAGGCUGCACCCAGGAUAUGUACUCCCACGCGCACCCCUCCUGCCCGGACAUGGGCCGCUCAAGCACCCUCGACCUUAACAAUGGCACAAUCACCUUUAAUGACGCCCAUGGUCCGGGCUCUACCACUGAUACCGAGGCCUACAGUCUGAUCCCUAAGGCACAUGGCACCAAACUUGAUGACAUCCUGAUGGACGACACACUAACGGGUGUAGCAACAAACGACUCGCUGCUCACCUCCAUCUCACCUGGAGCCUCAAACGAAAGUAGCCAGAAAAAUAGCGUGAGCAUGGAAGAAAACGAGCAUGUUUGUUAGCUCUCGUUUGGCUGGUUAUUGGUUACAGUCUUCCAAUAAUGCGAUUGACUGCCGAAUAGGAAGCACAGCUUGUUUUAUCAAGUGCAAAGUAAUAUUAUUUUUUAUGUUUACACUCAUUUUAUUUUAUUGUAUUCUAACCUUAUCCCAGUUUUGCGUUCCUGGAGUUUUUAUCAUGUUACAAUAAUUCAGCUGUGCAUAAUAUCUAAAUAAUCAAGGUCAGUAUCAGAAAAAAGAUUGAUUUGUGUACUUUGCAUAGGUGUAUUUAGAAUAUAACUGAAUCAACUUUGGGAUAUUGUAAAAGUGCACUUGAAUGGUGAUUUUUCUCUGGUUGUACAGUAGCAUCUUUACGCAUAGUUUAGAAAAAUCUCUCUCUUUUAUAUCCCUUGUAAAGGAAUGAUUUAAACAUAAUACUUGCCAUUUAAUUAGUUUUUGUAGAUAUUAACAUUUUACAAAUACAAAUUAUUUUCUGCCAAUGAAUUAGUGUCACUAUUCUCUCAGGGGAAAUUCACUAAAAACUAAUUGGGCCAGCUGAUAGCAUUGUUUAUUUGCACUUUGGUGAUUCACUAAAGCAAUUAUGAAUACUAAAGGGGUGUUCGACUGCACUAUGCAUCUUAUUAAAUGGUGGUUAUAUCUAGGGCUGAAACGAUUAGUCGACAAUACAAAAUUGUCAACAGAAAGUUUUGUUGUCAAAUAGACAAUAUAUUCACAAAGAUUUAAUUGAAAUAUGCAUGAUGUAGAUGGUGCCUGGUUCGAAUGAAUUGCAGGUGGAAUGUCAAUAAGGUGCAAGUUUUUGUACUGAAAUAUUGCAUGCUAAAGUUGUGCCAUUGUUUAGUGAAUUCGUCCCUCAGAGCUGUUUUUUUUUUUUUUUUUUUCUGUUUUAAGGUUAUUUCACUAAGCUCCAUUGAUUCACACCACUGUGGGUAUUUUGGAAUGAUGGGAAUCAGGUCAUUUUGUCACUGGAAUAAUCUCCACAAUAUCCAAUUUAAGUUCAAAUGUGCCAAGAUCUGUAAGCAAUGUCCUGCUAGAAACAAACAGAGAAUGAUCUGCAAAACUUGGACAGUUUGACAAACAUUUAGGGUGGUAAUAGUUUCUGAAAACAAAAAUAGGCAGUUGUUAUUAGUGGUCUGUUUUAUGGUUAGUUGCUAUAUCUGUCAUUUAAUACAUUUUAAGAUUUAUUGUCAUGUAAAUGAACAUGAUUUGUUGUGGUUACUGUAUAUGCAGUGCCUAUAUAGUUAUACACUGCUUGUAGCCUAUAUUAUGAAUAUACCCAGAGGAUGCAUUUUAACACAAUGCAUCUCACAAUACAGUGCAAAGCAUUAAAUAAUCCAUGUGAAUGUGAACUUGCUUAGUAUUUCAGACUUUAGACUCGUCAUCUCCACUGAAAAAUAAAAAUUUUCAGGGGUGUUUUGGGGGGGCUAUAUAUCGCCUGGUGUUUCAGACUGUUUAGGAAAAUUAGGAGAAAAUGUAGGAUCAAAUAAAAUUUUUUUGUACUUCUCAAAAACACUGGAUGAACGCCUGUACCUUCAAAACUAAACAAAAAAAUGGUAUAUACAAAAUGUA
Molecule: messenger RNA, 3250 nt
Organism: Xyrauchen texanus (razorback sucker)
Lineage: Eukaryota; Metazoa; Chordata; Actinopteri; Cypriniformes; Catostomidae
Product: microphthalmia-associated transcription factor-like
Exons: 10
Coding region: 104-1690 (528 amino acids)
Biological process (GO): regulation of transcription by RNA polymerase II; melanocyte differentiation
Cellular component (GO): nucleus
Molecular function (GO): DNA-binding transcription factor activity, RNA polymerase II-specific; protein dimerization activity; RNA polymerase II cis-regulatory region sequence-specific DNA binding
Source: RefSeq, a predicted model, not a curated record